Molecule: messenger RNA, 680 nt
Organism: Pyrus x bretschneideri (Chinese white pear)
Lineage: Eukaryota; Viridiplantae; Streptophyta; Magnoliopsida; Rosales; Rosaceae
Product: copper transport protein ATX1
Exons: 3
Coding region: 235-501 (88 amino acids)
Molecular function (GO): metal ion binding
Source: RefSeq, a predicted model, not a curated record
AGGUGUUGCUUUCACGUUACGUUACUACGUUUUCCGGGUCAAGCUUUUCCGGUGCGAGGUUGAUUCCACCGCCAGAAACAUAUCGUCUUCUUCUCCUUUUCUGCUUUUUAUUUUUUAUUCUCUGUUAUAAAAGGACCAUUUGGGUUUGACCAGAUGCACAACAGCAUCCAAUCAAAUUCAUAACAAAAUUUCUCAAUUCUUCCUCAGCUUUCUUGAAAUCCCAAAUACCCUAAUAUGGCUUCUCAGACCACUACAGUCCUCAAGGUUGGUAUGUCAUGCCAAGGCUGUGUUGGGGCCGUCAAACGGGUUCUUGGCAAACUUGAAGGUGUAGAAUCAUAUGACAUUGAUUUCGACGCUCAGAAGGUGACAGUGAAAAGCAAUUUACCACCCGAGACAGUGCUGCAAACUGUUUCCAAAACUGGCAAGAAGACUGCUUAUUGGGAAGCAGAAGCAUCAGCAGAACCCGAAGCAAAGCCCGCAGAAACUGUGGCUGCUGCUUAGCUUAGUGUUUUGCCUAUUCAAUGUCGUUUAAUAUGUGUUUCGUCGGUGAACUUCAACGUGAUAGACGAUUAAGUCCUCGUUAAACUUUUACGUGUUCGUAAACACACAAUGUUUCUCUUUGAACUUGUUGUAUGAUUUCCUGUAUAAAUAAAUGGAAGAGAGUGAGUUUGUUGUUUGAA